GCUGAACCCAUCGGGCGUGAUGGCUUACGCCUAUAAUUCCAACAUUUUGGAGGCGGGAGGAUCGCUUGAGCCCAGGAGUUCGAGAUCAGCCUGGGCAACAAAGGGAGACGGCAUCUCUACAAAAAUUUUAAACAUUAGCCGGGUGGGGUGGCGUGAGCCUGUGGUCGCAGCUACUCAGGAGGCUGAGGUCGGAAGAUCGCUUGAGCCCAGGAGGUCGACGCUGCAGUGAGCCAUGAUUGCACCACUGCAUUCCAACCUGGGCGAUACAGUGAGACUGUGUGAAAGAAAAAAAAAAGGCUGAAUCCUAGAUGCCAACUGGAAGGCUUAAGAGAGCUAUCCCCUUUUGCAAGUCAGUGGGAAAAUGCACUAAAGGAAAAAAAGGUAACAGAAAAACCCCUGAAUAUUUUUGCAAAGUUCUCUACAUAAAAAUGUUACCAGCCUUCCAAAAUAUGUCCAGGGGCCCCUUUUCAUUCCCUAACUCGGCUUUACGGUCUAUCUCUCUUACCCUCCUUCCAGUGCCUGUUUUUGCAUAUGUAAAAUGGGGGUUUUAAAAGUGCCUAUCACAAGGGUGGUUGUGAGGCACAGUUGAGGUAACUCUUGCACAGUGCCUGGUACAAAAGCCCUUAGCAGAAGUAAGAUUAGGGGGAGGAGGAGUGAAAAUGUCACAAAUCACUGGGGAGGCCUUUAUGUCAGUCCCCACCCUGCCAUUAACUGCUUAAUUCACCUAUCCUCAGUUUCCUUAUCUAUGAAAUGAGGGAAUCCUUAAAACCCCUUCCAGUUUUAUAAUCCGAUUGUGCCUUCUUUCCUAGGCUCUUCCAGUCCCCCAGAAUCAGGAAAAUAAAGUCGAUUGAAAUCAGUCUCCUGAGAUAGUAACUGUUAGGCUGUAUUGAGAAUGAGAUAAGCAUAUAAAGUAUUUGCUCACCAAGUACCUGGGACAUGAUAAAUGCUCUGUAAACGUUAGGUGUACUUGCUAACUUUUAUUUCCCCCCACGAGAAUGUGAGUCCCAUAAGAGCAAAAACCCUGUAGGUCCUGUUCAACUGUGUCCAGAGCACCUGGACCGGUAUUUGGCACAUCUUGAAUUGAACUGAACUGAACUGAAUUGAAUUGAAUUAGAUUGAAUUGAUAGUCUAAGCAUCCUGCCUCUCCAAGUUCCCUGGAAUUCAGUUUCCUCAAAGGCAGAUAAAGGAGUCACUAAAAUCCCUUCCAGUCCUACAGCUUUAGGACGGUUCUUAUCCCUCCUUUUCUCGCCUAGGAGUCUGAACGCCCAGGUUGAAGUUCAGACCCCGGAAAACCCUAACCCACUUUGGGUUUGGAACGUGAGGCUGGGGGCCUGGGGCCUGGGCCCGCCCCCGUUGCCAUGGAGCGGCUCCGCCCACUAGCGCUGCGAAUCCCGAUCCCUGAUUGGCUGGGCGGCCUACUCCCUCUCUGGAUGUGUCCGCUACCGCCAUUGUGCGGCGCUGGUCCCCUCAGAGGGUUCUUGGUGCUGCCGGUGCCUUGGACCCUCCCCCUCGCUUCUCACUCUCCUGCCCCAGGAGCCCGGCGGGUCCGGGACUCCCGUCUGUGCCGGUGCAGGCGCCGGCAUGUGGCUGUGGGAGGACCAGGGCGGCCUCCUGGGCCCUUUCUCCUUCCUGCUGCUGGUGCUGCUGCUGGUGACGCGGAGCCCCGUCAAUGCCUGCCUCCUCACCGGCAGCCUCUUCGUUCUGCUGCGCGUCUUCAGCUUUGAGCCGGUGCCCUCUUGCAGGGCCCUGCAGGUGCUCAAGCCCCGGGACCGCAUUUCUGCCAUCGCCCACCGCGGCGGCAGCCACGACGCGCCCGAGAACACGCUGGCGGCCAUUCGGCAGGCAGCUAAGAAUGGAGCAACAGGCGUGGAGUUGGACAUUGAGUUUACUUCUGACGGGAUUCCUGUCUUAAUGCACGAUAACACAGUAGAUAGGACGACUGAUGGGACUGGUCGAUUGUGUGAUUUGACGUUUGAACAAAUUAGGAAGCUGAAUCCUGCAGCAAACCACAGACUCAGGAAUGAUUUCCCUGAUGAAAAGAUCCCUACCCUGAGGGAAGCCAUUGCAGAGUGCCUAAACCAUAACCUCACAAUCUUCUUUGAUGUCAAAGGCCAUGCAAACAAGGCUACUGAGGCUCUAAAGAAAAUGUAUAUGGAAUUUCCUCAACUGUACAAUAAUAGUGUGGUCUGUUCUUUCUUGCCAGAAGUUAUCUAUAAGAUGAGACAAACAGAUCGGGAUGUAAUAACAGCAUUAACUCACAGACCUUGGAGCCUAAGCCAUACAGGAGAUGGGAAACCACGCUAUGAUACUUUCUGGAAACACUUUAUAUUUGUUAUGAUGGACAUUUUGCUCGAUUGGAGCAUGCAUAAUAUCUUGUGGUACCUGUGUGGAAUUUCAGCUUUCCUCAUGCAAAAGGAUUUUGUAUCCCCGGCUUACUUGAAGAAGUGGUCAGCUAAAGGAAUCCAGGUUGUUGGUUGGACUGUUAAUACCUUUGAUGAAAAGAGUUACUACGAGUCCCAUCUUGGUUCCAGCUAUAUCACUGACAGCAUGGUGGAAGACUGCGAACCUCACUUCUAGACUUUUACGCUGGGACGAAACGGGUUCAGAAACUGCCAGGGGCCUCAUACAGGGAUAUCAAAAUACCCUUUGUGCUAGCCCAGGCCCUGGGGAAUCAGGUGACUCACACAAAUGCAAUAGUUGGUCAUUGCAUUUUUACCUGAACCAAAGCUAAACCCAGUGUUGCCACCGUGCACCGUGGAAUGCCAGAGUUCAACACUGUUGCUCUUGAAAAUCUGGGUCUGAAAAAACACAACAGCCCCUGCCCUGCUCUAGCUGAGGCACACAGGGAGACCCAGUGAGGAUAAGCACAGAUUGAAUUGUACAAUUUGCAGAUGCAGAUGUAAAUGCAUGGGACAUGCAUGAUAACUCAGAGUUGACAUUUUAAAACUUGCCACACUUAUUUCAAAUAUUUGUACUCAGCUAUGUUAACAUGUACUGUAGACAUCAAACUUGUGGCAUUACUAAUAAAAUCAUUAAAAGGAGCACUAAAGGAAAACUGUGUGCCAAGCAUCCUAUCCUAAGGCAUACGGAAUUUGGGGAAGCCACCAUGCAAUCCAGUGAGGCUUCAAUGUGCAGCAACCAAAAUGGUAGGGAGGUCUUGAAACCAAUGAAGGAUUUACAGCAUCUUGAAUAGAGAGCUGCAAACCACCAGGGGGCAGAGUUGCACUUUUCCAGGCUUUUUAGGAAGCUGCAACAGAUGAGAGCAUAGGCAAUUAGAACUGGAAGAAACUUCCAAAAGCAUGUAGGUUUGUCCUCAUUUUACAAAUGAGGAAACUAAACUCUGUGGAAGGGAAGGGGUUGCCUCAAAAGUCACAACUUAGCUGGGCACAGUGGCUUAUGCUGAUAAUCCCAGCAAUUCAGAAAGCUGAGGCAGGAGGAUUACUUGAGGCCAGACUGGGCAACAUAGCAAGACCCCAUCUCUAAAAAAUUAGGCAUGGUGAUGCAUGCCUGUAUUCCCAGCUACUCAGGAGGUUGAGGUGGGAGGAUCACUUGAGCCCAGAAGUUCAAGGCUGCAAUGAGCCAUGAUUACACCAUGGCACUACAACCUUGGUGACACAGUGAGAACCUGACUCUUAAAAAAAAAAAAAAAGAUAACUAGAACUUCUUGUUUACAGUUAGCCAGAAACUAUACAAGUGGUUUAACAUGCAUUAUCUUACUCAAUCCAUACAAAAGUCUUAUGGAGGUGUUAGCACUCUUUCUACUGAUGAAGAACUGAGGUACUUCAUAAAACCACUUACUCAAGGUGUCUUGAGUCUGGUACAAUUGGCAUUCAAAUCUAGGUCAGUCUGCCCCCAGAGCCACUACCCUUACCCCCCACUGAAUCUGCCUUUAUAUUGUUGAGCCCAUGACCCCAACUCUGCUCUUUCCAAUUUGAACUUCCAGGGAUUUUAUUGUGAACUUAAGUAGCAACAUUAAAAUGAAGUUGAAUUUUUUUUUAAUGGCAA
This is a messenger RNA of Symphalangus syndactylus (siamang), 4005 nucleotides long. RefSeq names its product glycerophosphodiester phosphodiesterase 1 (gene GDE1). Gene Ontology annotation, molecular function: glycerophosphodiester phosphodiesterase activity. Gene Ontology annotation, biological process: ethanolamine metabolic process; N-acylethanolamine metabolic process; phospholipid metabolic process. The record is from RefSeq and is a predicted model, not a curated record. Gene Ontology annotation, cellular component: plasma membrane. NCBI's taxonomy places the organism in Eukaryota, Metazoa, Chordata, Mammalia, Primates, Hylobatidae.